Molecule: messenger RNA, 735 nt
Organism: Lasiodiplodia theobromae
Lineage: Eukaryota; Fungi; Ascomycota; Dothideomycetes; Botryosphaeriales; Botryosphaeriaceae
Product: Mfs monocarboxylate transporter protein
Exons: 3
Coding region: 1-735 (244 amino acids)
Cellular component (GO): cytosol
Molecular function (GO): RNA binding
Source: RefSeq, a predicted model, not a curated record
AUGUCUUCCAGAGGUCGCGCCGGAAAGUUCAUGAAGCCGAAGCGUGGCGGUGGCAAGCACUUCAGCAGAAAUCUUGCGCCCAUCGGCCCUGAUGGCGAAGCAAUGGGCAUGUGGGGUGAACCCGCCGAGAAGAAGGACGAGUCUUCGGAGGAGGAAGAGGAGUCCUCUGAGGAGGAAUCCUCCGAGGACGAGAAGCCCCAGAAGCAGGAGAUGACGCGCGAGGAGCGCCGCGCCGCCGCGAAGGCGCGCAAGGAGGCGGCGAUCGCGAAGCAGAAGGCCAGAGCCGCCGAGCCGGGCGACCUGCCGCCGUCAGACUCGGAGUCCGACGACGAAGACGAGGGCGCCCUGCCUGCGAACCCCAACCACACCGCCAAGGCCGCCAAACAAGCUACGACGACUACCGGCGACUCGUCUGAAUCGGCCGCGAAGCCCAAAAAGGACACGCCCGUCAGCCAGCUGUCGCGCCGUGAGCGCGAGGCGCUCGAGGCACAGCAGGCGAAAGAGCGCUACCAGAAGCUGCACGCCGAGGGCAAGACGGACCAGGCGCGCGCGGACCUGGAGCGGCUGAAGCUGGUGCGCGAGCGCCGCGAGGCGGAGGCCGCCCGCAAGAAGGCCGAGGCUGAGGAGAGGGCGGAGCACGAAAAGGCAAAGGCUGAGCAGAUUGCGCGCCAGGAGCGCCAGCGGGAGCUGCAGAAGAACAAGCUGGCCAACAAGAAGAAGGCGGGCAAGAAAUGA